CUCCCCGCUGGCAGUCGCGCGUCUCUCCGCGUUCAAACCCACGAGCAAACACACCACGUGCUCCUCCACAUGUGUACAGCAUGGCGAACUGGACUCAGGAGGACGGAGCUCCGACACCCGUCACAAAUCCUUCUGAAGUGUCGCAGGUCUCCGGCGGGAGUGUCACCGGCGGCCCCGCGGUGACUUCGUGCCUCAUUCCGUCAUUCGCGGAAGCUGUGAAGUUGCUGAAGGCCCGAUACUCAUGUCUGGUUCUGGACACUCACCGGAGACACAUCUCCCUGCCGCCAGUACACCUGAAGAAGAAGAAAACCGGCAUACAGGAGCAACUCAACGCAGAGCUGCUGAAAUACUCUAACAGUCUGGAUGGUGUUCCUGUGGCGUAUGACAACAUUAAAGUCGUGGGACAGCAUGGCAAUAUAUAUGACGAUCAGGGAUUUAUUCACUUCAACAUCGAGGCGUCUUUCGUGAUCUUCAGACCAAAGAAUGGAUCAAGGCUGAUGGGUGUGAUUAAUAAGAUGGGAGCGAGUCACGUGGGCUGUCUGGUGCACGGUUGUUUUAACGCGUCAGUGGUGAAGCCGAAUGCGCUGACCUCAGAUCAGUGGAGGGACUCGGGGCUGUGUGUGGGACAGAGUCUGGAGUUCGAGGUCUUUCAGCUGGACGCAGACGCUGCAGGAGUUCUGCUCAUCAGAGGACGACUCGACAGAUCCAGAGUGCAGGAGCUCGUGGCCCAAUUUGAACAAAAACAAGUGACUGCAGAAUCAAGCACAGAAGCAGACGCCACAGAAGACACGGCCGGCAGUCCAAAACCCAAGAAGAAGAAGAAGAGGAAAAAAGACAAGAACGACACAGAGUCGUCAAUGGAGGAGUGUGUGAACAACAGCAGCCUGCAGGAAACCUCCGAACACCAGCAAACCACAACAGAGGAGGACUGUAGUGCAAACGGACAUCAUAAAGAGAAGAAGAAGAAGAAGAAGAAAAGAGACAAACAGCAGGAUUCAGCGGAGAUCGUGCCUACCAGUGACUCCAGCGGGUACAUCAGUGAUAAAACCAGCAGAAAGAGAGCGCUGGAGGCCGGCGACGACACUGAAACGCCUGCUGCUAAAAAGAAGAAGAAGAGCAAGUGAUUUCUGUCCUGACUAAAGCUUUAUGAACUAAAUUAAUGUCGCUGAGGUCUAUAUGUGUGAUUUAUAUUUGCAGAAUUUAAUAAAGGAGUUUUCUUCUGGAGGAUUUGCACGUUUAUAUUUGCCCGCCACUAGAGGGCAGUGACUUCACCCGUUUCUGACACACACAGUUAAUGGGUUUUUGCCAAAUCAUUCUAACUGAGCAGUGCUACCAAGCUGAAAAAGCCUUCAGUGCCUCUUCUGGACAUUUUUAGGAUUUUGGGAACUAAACUGUUCAUGUGAUCCUGUUUAUAAUUGAUAAUAGUAAUAAUGAUCUUGUUCUAAAAGUAUUUCUACUGUUUUUAGUAUUAAACUAAUUACAAUGAGGUUUAAAAGAUGGCAAGUGAAGAACUGGUAACAUCUUGUAAUGCUUCUGCCAAUAUUAACACUACAACCGCCGGAGGUCGCUGUAUACCUAAAAUCACCAGUGCGGGUAAAUCUAACCCAGCACAAAUUUAGUUUAAAAUUUGCUAAAAAAUAAUAAUAAACAUACUAUUUCAUUGUUUUUCACCACUGUUUACAAAAAGCUUAUGAAAUGAUUAUUUCAGGAUAAUAUUAUUUUAGGAGUAGAUUAAAAUAUCUAAAUUUGAGCCAUCAUACUCUAAUGCAGGGGUUCCCAAACCUUUCAGCCCCAAAAUACAAUGCCAGUGACUCGCAACCCCCAAUAUCCUCUGAGGUGGUUCUAAAUCUAUAAGCCUUGCACACACGGGUGCACACAUACCAAUAGGCCCAAGUCUAUAUUGUUUAAUCUGAGAACGCCACUCGGAGACCAUCCUCUGUUCUGUUGUAUUUAUUUUUAAUGUAGGCAAAUGCUCUAAAGGUGUCAACGUUUAACCUGGUGUCAUAAAAUCAAUUUGCUGUAUCUGACACAAAACAGAAUUAUCCCAGGGGUUGCAAAAAAAAAUCAAAAAGCUGAUUGAUUUUUUUUUCAGGUUUUAAAAUGUUUAUUAUUAACAUGCUAAUAAUAACUACUAUUUUGUUCUCCGGCAGGUUAUGGAUAAAUAUGGUAAUUCUAAUCGUUUAAUAAAAUGAAUUAGAUUUUUGGAAAUAACCAAGCGACCCCACCUUAUGAUUCUGUGACCCCCCUUAGGAGAGGGGUCUGGGUAGAGACUCGGUGCAGUGCAAUCUGGGCUGCAUCCAAUGCUUUUUAAUGCGCUCGCCUAACCCUACCCGUCAUAUCGACGUCACUCAUUCCAUUGAAUGCAUUGAGUCUGACAUUGCAUCGCUGAGUGAUGCAGUUUCAGCUUGCAUCAUAAAGGCUGCAUCCAGAUACUGUUACCCCCGAGGGGUCCCGACCCCCACUUUGCAACCACUCCUCUAAUGCAUAACUUAUUUCUCCAGUCUCUCCAUCAUUUUUUUUUUUUUUUGCAUUUUGUGGUUUAAAUAGCUAUUAAAAAAUCACCUUCUUUUAGUCAUUGUGACGUUAUUCAUUUAUUAUAACCACUAUUCAGUCAGUGAAAUUGAAAGUAAAAGUCAUUGGUGAGUAAUUUUAGACAUAAGCAGUGCAUAAAUACAUAUGUUUUUAAUAGUGGGUAAAUUUGACCCACGCUGGCGCUUCUAGGUAUAAAUGUCCCACUUUUUAAUCUAUUUAAACAGUUUUUAAUAUCUGGGAAUUGUGAAUAAGACAAUUUUAGUAGGAGUCAAUGACUGGGAGGCUUGAAUGUUCAAUUGAAGGUCUGUUAUGUACAUUUGAGUAACAGUGAUGGGUAAAAUUGCCCCUUUGGCGGUUCUAGUGUUAAGAGCAGUUGUUUUAGUCUGGAUUGAACUUUUCUGCUCAUUUUAAUGUUGUAAAUAUAUUACGUUUAUAUUUUUACCUUUAAACCCUCAGACAUAUGAACUACAUAAACGUCCGUGCUGUAAAAUGCGGUGCUGCCUGCAGAUCAGAAGUGAUUGUGUGGAAAUCUUGUGUUGUAAAAAUAUAUUUUUAUGCUGUUUUAUUUUUUUUUUUGUGACAAUGGCGUGCUGUUUUGUUUAGUUAUUUUGGUCAAAAGAUGUUUUUAGUAACACUUUAGAAAUGAAUUUCUGAGUUUAAUAGAAUAUAAAUGCAUUUCUCCAACAUGUCUUCAACUUCUGAAUUAAACUUAUUUUUAAAGCUUUUGACCCUGAAGUCCAAAAUGUGAAGAUUGUAUCGAAUCUGUGAGAAUAAUGAAUGAAAAAGAAUAAUAAAAAAAGGCUAAUAA
Danio rerio (zebrafish) is the source of this 3340-nucleotide messenger RNA. Lineage: Eukaryota; Metazoa; Chordata; Actinopteri; Cypriniformes; Danionidae. The record is from RefSeq and is a predicted model, not a curated record.